AGUCCAUACAGUACUCUAAACUACGAGUCUACGACUUUUGUGGAAACAAAAAAGAAUAGAGACGAGCUUCAUUGUGAUCUCCUCGCUUCAUCAGUUGAUCUUACUGAGAAGUUAGAGACGGUGCGCGCGCGGCGACCAAAACCGAAAGCGUUUGUUUGUUUGGGUUUUGAGUUUAGCCGAGGUGUUGAAUAUUGCAGCUUGUCCGGUAUCCAGCUACCAUGCAUAUAUGAGUAAUAGUGUGGUAAGUGAAAUCAACGAAACAUCCGGAUAGAUCUCUUUUCUUGAUCGUUAACUCCACUCCAACAUGAGUACGAGCGUCUUUGUCUCCGUUUCAUCACUCGACUUGCUUCAUCGGUUCUUUGAUCUGUAAGUCUGAGAAGUUGGAGACUGCGGCGACCAAAAGCGAAAGCGUUUGUUUCGAUUAAUUGUGAGAUGGAAAAAUCAACAAGUGAUGAUCAAGAAAUUCAACAAAAAGUGGAAACUGCUUCAGUCACAAAUGGAAAUCAAAAGCAUGCUGAAAUUCAACAAUGGGGUCAGGAAGCUACAAACACUUUGAGUAGUGGAAAUGGAAAUCAACAUAGAGAUCAGUUGCUAAAUAGCAUCAAAGAAAUGGCUGCAAGCUUGGAGCCACCCUUAUCAGCAAAUGAGUGUUGUAUCUACAGGAUUCCAACUUGUCUUCGAAAAUUGAAUGAGGAAGCCUACACUCCUCAGGUUAUAUCAAUAGGGCCUUUCCACCAUGGCAGCAAAAUAUUAGAACCCAUGGAAAAGUUGAAAUUAAAAUAUUUUCAGAGAUUCCUGCGGCAGAUUGACUUCAACAUAGAGAUUUUAGUAAAUGCCAUAAAGCUAAAUGAAGAAAGUGUGCGUAGUUGUUAUGCAGAAACCAUCAAGUUUAGCAGUGACGAUUUCGUGAAAUUAAUUUUGGUGGAUGGGAUCUUUAUUAUUGAAUUAUUCUACGAAAUAUGGUUCAAAGGAUCAGAUAGGGUUAUUCGUGAGAACCAUAUACUGUUAAACCCAAUAUCGUGGCAGGAAAUUAUGUUGGACUUGGAGUUACUUGAAAAUCAACUUCCUUUCUUUGCUCUUGAGAUAUUAUUCAGCCUUGCAUGUGCACCGGAUGAUGAGCAUCCUUCCUUCACUUCGCUUGCAAUUGAUGUCUUGGAGUACAUUAAAGAACAGGAAUUUCCUGGAAAUCUUGGAGAGCAACCAAUUAGACACUUUGUUGAUAUGACCAAAGCAUUUUUACUUCCAUCAUCCAGAAAGCUAUUGUCACCACAUGAAAGUAAUGAUCUUGCUAGAUCAGCUGAUCAUUUAUAUACUGUAAGACAGUUGUACGAGGCUGGAGUGAAGUUUAAGGUGAGAUCAUGCAAAUGCUUGCUUGACCUAACAAGACACUUUGCUGAUUUCGCCAGAGCAUUUUUUCUUCCAUCAUCUAGAAAGCUGCUAGUGCUACCGCAUGAAAAUAAUAAUCUUCCUAGUGCUGAUCAUUUAUAUUCGGCAAGCCAGUUGUAUGAGGCUGGAGUGAAGUUUAAGGUGAGCUCAAGCAAAUGCUUACUUGACUUGAAAUUCACCAACGGAACUUUGGAAAUUCCAUGCAUGAACAUGUAUAAUUCGACAGAGACUACUUAUCGAAACAUCAUAGCAUUUGAGCAAUGCCAUUAUCCACAUGAUUCACAUUUUACAGACUACAUUGUGCUAUUGACUUUCCUAAUCAACACUCCCAAAGAUGCAGAUUUACUUAUUAGAAAAGGAAUCAUCAUUAAUUGGCUUGCCAACAGCAAUUCAGUGGCAUCUUUUAUCAAUAAUCUGGGGACGAAUAUUGUUUAUUAUAGCUGGAAAGGUGCUUAUCGGGGUUUGUUUCGAGAUUUGAAUGCAUUCUAUAGCAACACUAAGCAUACUUGGAAGGCUACCUUGAAACGUGAUUAUUUUGGCACUCCUUGGAAAAUAGCUUCUACUGUAGCUGCUGUUACCUUAUUGCUGCUCACUCUCGUACAAACUAUAUGCUCCAUCAUCCAAGUUGUGAAGAUGUGAAGAAGCUUUGUGCAUAAAAUCUGGAACACUUAUAUGGGCUGAGAAUGGAGAAAAGCAAUAGGAGAUUAAUUAGCUAAUGAUAGAUCAUGAUAUGAAUUUCAUGCAACAAGAGUGAAGGUCAUGCUAGCUAUCAACCCGAUGGAUUCGAAUGAAGUGAUUUUGUGUGUCUUUGUUUCUUAUUAACAUACAAUUUUAUAGCUUUGU
Juglans microcarpa x Juglans regia is the source of this 2229-nucleotide messenger RNA. RefSeq names its product UPF0481 protein At3g47200-like. NCBI's taxonomy places the organism in Eukaryota, Viridiplantae, Streptophyta, Magnoliopsida, Fagales, Juglandaceae. The transcript has 4 exons. The record is from RefSeq and is a predicted model, not a curated record. Bases 433 to 2025 code for a protein of 530 amino acids.